GAGCCAGAUUAGGCUGCGUGAUUUUCUCGCUGCGUUGAAGACCCAUUGAGAGAGGGAGAGAGUACUUAUAGACUAUAGACGUCAGAUUGUGUUAGAUAAGCGGUAUAUUUACAUAUAAUUAUUAUAAGGUGUAUGCGGUCCAUGAGAUAAGCCAGACUAAACGUGAAACAUAGUUCCAAAAAAUGACAACUCAAUAUUUGUUUGGAUUAACAUUAGUAACUUUAUUGAUGCAGUAUGUUUCCUCAUCUGCAACAACACAGACGACAUUGAAGAGUAUUUUGACGCAUCCCACCACCCGUAAGCCUACUAGGCCUACUCCAGAACCUCAACUGUAUGACGAUAUUUAUUUCUCAUACUCCAAAUGGUCAGCAGAGCAUUUACUAAUGGCAUGGUUUCACCGUAAGGAUUGCUACGCAAUGCCAUUGUCUGAAACUGACAUUCAAACUAUUCAAACAACAGAUGGUUUGUCCAAAUUUGAGAUUUUUAUGCUUGGUCAAAUAAGAAGUAAUAAUUACUAUCUAUGGUCAGCUGACGAUCUUGAAGUUCGAAGCCAGUCAUGGGGAACGCAAUGUAGAAAAGCCGGCGGGAAGAUUUACAGAGUUUACUCAGUUUAAAGAAAUUUAUUCAUUCUUCUGAAUAUAUGAUGAUAUGCUUCUUA
Molecule: messenger RNA, 658 nt
Organism: Mytilus trossulus (common blue mussel)
Lineage: Eukaryota; Metazoa; Mollusca; Bivalvia; Mytilida; Mytilidae
Exons: 4
Coding region: 183-614 (143 amino acids)
Source: RefSeq, a predicted model, not a curated record